Molecule: messenger RNA, 915 nt
Organism: Trachymyrmex cornetzi
Lineage: Eukaryota; Metazoa; Arthropoda; Insecta; Hymenoptera; Formicidae
Product: juvenile hormone acid O-methyltransferase
Exons: 5
Coding region: 28-858 (276 amino acids)
Source: RefSeq, a predicted model, not a curated record
AAUUACUAUACUGAAUUUGACACAGCCAUGGAGAAUCCAAGAGUCUACAGUGAAUUUGACAAAGUACAAAAGAAUAGAAUAUCAUCUAUAAUCGAAGAGUUUUGCGAAGAUUUAAUGAAUAUACAUGGAAAGUGUAUGGACAUCGGCUGCGGUCCUGGAGAUAUAACAAAGGAUUUUUUAUUACCUUCUCUUGGCUCAAAUGCACAAAUAAUUGGUACGGAUAUUUCGGAGAGUAUGAUCAAAUAUGCGAAUAAGACAUUUAGUGACAAAAAACAACUUCGAUUUGAAAUAUUGGAUAUUGAAACUAAAAAUUUGCCUAAGAAAUAUAUUUCUGAAUUUGAUCACAUAUUUUCAUUUCAAACUUUGCAAUGGUGCAAGGACAUUCGACAAGCCUUCGAGAAUAUUUAUCAAAUGCUAAAACCUAAUGCAACUAUGCUUGUGUAUGUAAUAGCAUCUCAUGAUUUAUAUGAAGUUCUCAAAUUUUUGGAGCAAGACACCCGCUUUGCACAAUACAUACCUAAUUCGAUGAAAAAUAUUUCGCCGUAUCAAGAGUCAAAAAAUGCUCGCAAAGAGUUAAGAGAAUUACUUAAAAAUGUCGGAUUUACAGUUCAUCAUUGCAGUCUUCGGGAGGUGAUAUACUCCGAUGAAAAACAGAUGGUACAACAGUUUUUGAAUUCGCUAAUAUGCCUCUUGACAUUUAUUGAAGACAUGCCAUUUGAUUUGAUAGAAGAAUUCAAGAAUAUACUUUCAUAUGAAUAUAUGAGAAGAAAGAUUUAUUAUAAAUCAAUAUAUAAUGAUCAAGAACUUGUAUUAGACCGUUGUAAAGCGUUAGUAGUUUAUGCACAAAAGAAUAUAUAACAAUUGCAUAAAGAUAAACCAUUACAGAAUAAGACAUUUAUAUUGUAACAUUAUUUU